UUUAUGUGAUGAAUAGCGUUAUAAAAGUUGAAUAAAUUAUCAUUAUUAUUGCUCUGAGAAAAAUACUUUUGGAGCCUGUGCUACGUCAAUUGCAGAGACGCCUGUUGCCCAGCAACCGCACGCGCCAGGGACAUGAAGGAAACAAUGUUGACGAGGCAAGACAGAAAAUCAUCGAGUAUGGGGUUCUAGAACUAAGCAUUUUAUGGAACUUUCUUGAGAAAACAUCUCGGAAUCAUGUCACGCUCAGCGGCCAAAUCUCGCGACAAGAGUCGUGCUGCCACCUUGGUUCUGGCACCUGCUCUUCCUCGCCCUGCCUCGGUCCAGAAUGUGGAGACAGUGGACAUUGUCCUAGGUCGCCUCACGGAAGCCGCCUGGGUCACCAUGACAACACAGGACAACGGGGAGGAGGUGGUGGCCGAGAUCAUGGGAGAGCUGGAGGCUGCAGUGAUGGACAGGUGCUAUCAGGUGUACCUGCAAAAACAGCUGGUGCCGUUCACAGUGACCCGGGCCUAUGAAAGCCUGGUGCAGAUGUCUGACUGGCUGUUCCUGGCGAGGGAUGAGGGUGAGGGGCGAGAGAGUGCCACUUUGUGGGGGGAGGACACAGAGCCUGAACCCUGUAAGAGCGACUCAUGGGCCGAGGGCUGUGUUCCUGUCCGGUACACCAGUGUGAGCUCACACACACCUCUUUUGCAGAAGUUGCUGGAUUUGCACCUGGCAGAGUCUGCUGAUCCAUGGGAUACACAGAGCAAGCCCCAGUCUCCCAGUAGACAGGACAGCAAGCCCCAGUCUCCCAGUAGACAGGACAGCAAGCUCCAGUCACCUACAAAGGCAGAGCCUCCAGACAGAGAGAGAACAGUCCUAGCAAAAAAGAGAAUAGUGGAUUCAACUGAACCUGAGAAGCCAGACAAGGCAGAGAAGAUAGCACCAGAUGAAGUCCAACCCUCACCUUACCUCACUGUAGCCACCUAUAAAGCCCAGAGGAGGAGACAGUCUCAGACCCAACCAGGCGCACACAAGGCCCUACCACCUUCUCUGAAGACCUACAAACCCUUAUUCACCCCUAGUGAACCAGCCCAGCAGUACCAGAGCCUCUCUGUACCCCAACUUCAGGGGCAUAGACCACGAGAGGUCCCAGUCCCUAGGAGACUGGACCCCGCUAGACUACCACAACACCAUGUCUGGCCUGAGGUGGAGGUCCUGGAGCAUCGGCCCUCACACCGCUCAAAGGAGAGAAUAGGGCCCAAAAACAGGGCCCCCCACCGGCCCAAUCAGGACCAUCACAGCAUGGCACGCCGAGCCACCAUCACCCCCCUGACUGCCCACACCCACCAUGCUUUACCCAGCAAGACUCGGAAGAAGAGUCUCCACCAUGGUGUCCAGCUACAGAGGCAUGUGCUCCGAGGCGGUACCCAGCCAAGUGGCUCAACUGUGGGCUACACUCCGCUCUCCACUGGCCUCGAUCUGGAUACCAUUGAGCUGGUGCCAGGAGUGGCCAUUGGGGACCCAGUAUGUGGGACUGGGGAAAACAAGCCGUUCUGGGUUUCCCGUCUGCCUGAGCUGAGGCCCAUCAGAAGCAGCCUCCCGGCCAUGUUGUGGUCCUUGAAUCAGGUGGUGGGAGGGCAGAGCCCUCGAGUCAGUGCCCCCACUGGGAAACACUGGGCAUGAGGAGCGAUAGGAACCACUGCAGUCUCAAUCACACUGCAGCCUAAUGGACUGUCAUUUGCUGAUUUGCUUUUAUUUAAUAAAGAGAAGAUGUGAAUUCCAUUUUAUAUUCUAAGUUUAAUUUAAGCUAUUCCAGCAUGUAAAAGCUCUCUUCCAAAUGUUGUGUUUGUUUAAGGAAGGCCACCUAGCGUCUAAACCUAUUUAAAUCAGGGACUGCACUUGAGUUUGUGUACAUAUUUUGAUGCUUUUCUUCUGUGAGAUAGUGCUCCCACGUUUUGUCAGAUGAACUUGAACUUCUACCCCCCCAUGUAUUGUUACCCAGUUACAUAACAACACAGUGAUAUUGUUACAUGAUUGUUACUGAUCACCUGUUUGUUUUCAACUUUGCCUUGUUCAUAGAUGUCCUGAGGUUUGAUGUUAAUGCAGUUCAAUACUUGACCCCAUGAUGGCAGUGCGGAUCAUAUUCUAACAUUUGUCAUCAUAAUGCUUCUGAGCAAAUUCAGGAGUUGUUUGCUAGGGUGCACCAAGAAUAUGCGACGAAAACAGAUGACCAAGGAACAUACAUUAAACACCAUUGUUCAGGUCUGGCUCAACGCUUCAUACACGUACUUUAUUUUAGACAUAUAUUACCUUUUGUUAAUGACAUUAAUUCUCACCACUGAAAACUGAGUCUUAUCAACCAUUGAGAAGAGUAUUUAAAGAAACAUCUAUGACUAGUAUCCCAUUUUGGCAAUUAUUCUGUGUUGAGUUCCUGCAUAGUGAUAAGGGCACUGUUUUUCUGUUUUUACUGCAAGAAAUACCAAAAUAUCCCCCAGCUAAUUUUGCACUGUAUGCAUGAAUUGUUUACAGACCAGCACACCAGGUACCGUAUGUGGCACCUCAACAUAAAGAUCUUACUUUUACUAUAUAGUACAUAUAUUUUGGAUAAUUUAUGUAUGAUAUUGAUUUAUUAUGUAUAUGGUUCUGUACAUUCUGGCUAACAUUUCAAGCAUAAUAAGAGUUAGACAUAGGCAUCAGAGGGCCCAAGCUAAGGCGCCCCACUGUUGAUUGACAUGUGCCAUCAAAUCAAAAUCUAAUCAAAAGUAUUUUUUAUGAAGCCCUGUUUACAUCAGCAGUUGUCACAAAGUUCUUAUAAGUUGUGUAAUCAGUUUCAUUGUGGACUCCACAGAGUUUUAUAGAGGGCUGUGUGUCAUUCUCUAAAAGCACUCUUGCCAGCUGACACAUAUUGAGAAAAUAGCUCAGAUUCAUAGAUGUUGAGCUUUUCAUGCAGAUACUGUAUAACUCAUUGGAAAAUAGCCUGUUUGUGGAUGAGCCUUAUGCAUGCAUAGUAGAGUAACAUACUAUAUCAUGACUAGUUUGGCUAAGAUAAACUGAUCAUUAGAAUAUUAUCCCAAACAGGCAAGGUUGUGGGCGAUGCAUUGGUCAGGGUUUUGUGUAUCAGUAAUUUUUCUAUAUUUUAUACGAGCAGUAGAUAUUUUCUUUUAAAUGACACAAUCCCCAUCCAGUAAGAGGAUUUAAUAUGGCUGGUUUAUAUCCAAUGUAUCAUCAACAUGUAAAAUGUUAAAUACCAUGUGUGAUGAUUUACUGCAUAUCCUGGCUCUCACAGUGCUCCACAUAGCAUGAAAGCCAUGGUGAUGAUUACAGCUUCAGUUCUUCUGCUGGGUUCUUAGUUUAACUACAGUAACAGUCAUCCAUCUUAACUACAUUUUCAUCUCAUUGUGGAAAAAAAAUAUUAAUGUACUUGACUAUAUUGAUUCAGUUUCAUGUAACACCACGCCAACAAUAAGAUGAGAUGAAAGUUUGGUUACACUUUACUUACAGAUUGCAGGUAUAAUGCAUCUAUAAUGCAUGGUCAAACUCGCCUUAUAAUGUUUUAUUACGCUUUCAGAAUUCUCUCUUCUGUAACAUUGCAUUACCCCCUAACCACAGUGGCCAGCUCUGGUUAUGCAGUUUCAGCACCCCUUUUCUAGUGGUUUAUUGUAUUUGCGCAACACCCCUUCUUUCUCAUUGUAGUGGUACCUCCAAGUCACUCCACUUUUACCAGCCAGUCAUAGUUCACCAUUAUGGAGCCAGAUACCUGCCAAAAGGUUACCUCAUGCUAAUCACAUUAGUCUAUGUUUGCUCAACUGUCCUGCAGGGGGACACAUUUAGGCCGUAGAGGUUAAUUUAGGCCUAUCCAAAUUGAAAAUAGGCCACCAACUUUCAGGCAUUGCAAUUUAGGCUAUCAUUUUGGGCACUGGUGUCUUGUGGAAUAAUUUUAGAACUCUAUAUGUGUUUUAUAUCUGUUUUUAUUACAGGACUCCCUUUAAAAAGAGACCCUAGCUCACAGGUCUCUAAAUAUAGCGUCUAAAUACAUUUUAAACAAAAUAGUUGAACAAGCACGUGCAGCGGCUGAUAGGGAAAACAGAUCUGGCAAUAAGAAUAGGUUAGAUAGUCUUGAUCAUUUGGGACCCCUUGGCUAUUUCGCUCAGGACAGGUUAUUGCCAAGACUUUUGUUUUAUUUAUAAAUUAUUUAUGCAAUUAUAUGGCCAUUAAAUAACACAGAACAGCAUGGCUUAUUUAGAUAACAGAAUAGGCCUAAAUCAUAUUUAUUUUGCAGCAUAGGUCGUUAUUCAAGACAAGGCUCUUCUCUGUCUAUCAUUCUCACACAAGUCAUUUUCUGAAGGCCCAAGCCUAUACUACGUUAUCUAUUGGUAUAAUGUCAUUAUUGAAUGCAUUUCUAAAACAAGCUCUAGACAUUUAUUUUUGGAAAUGAAUCCGGAAGCUGCAAUGCAACUCUAACGCCUGGGCUAGAGUUGCUUGAUUGACUAGCUAACUUCGACUACCUACGUUCGGUUCAUGUCCUUUGCAGAUGCCACAAUACUAAAUAAAAAUCUGUAACCGAGUAAAGUAAGAAUUGAUUGUGUAAAUGGCAGUGGUGGGCCGUCAGGGCCAGCA
This is a messenger RNA of Oncorhynchus tshawytscha (Chinook salmon), 4599 nucleotides long. RefSeq lists its product as uncharacterized. Lineage: Eukaryota; Metazoa; Chordata; Actinopteri; Salmoniformes; Salmonidae. The coding region runs from base 235 to 1665 and encodes 476 amino acids. The transcript is spliced from 4 exons. The record is from RefSeq and is a predicted model, not a curated record.